AUGAGGUCGAGGCUUGUGAUGCUGGGUCCAUGUCCAGAAUGGGUGGAGUGGAGCGAAUGGAGCCGAUGUUCAGCGAGUUGUGGUGCAGGAAUGGCUAGACGGCAGAGAACCUGUCUUGGCGGUUUUGGAGACCACCUGUGUCCAGGACCUAAUAGUGAAGAACGAGUUUGUGAAGAGCUCCCGUGCUCCUUCUGGUCACCUUGGCAGGAGUGGAGCGGCUGCAGUAGUUCGUGUGGAGCUGGAAUGAAACGGCGACAGAGGGUGUGCCAGUAUGGGACGGAUUGCCAAGGACCAGAAGAGGAGACUGCUCCCUGUUACGGACCUGCAUGCGCAGCAUGGACGGAGUGGCAUGACUGGUCUGAGUGUUCAGCGCAAUGUGGGAAAGGUCAAAGAACGCGUACACGAGUUUGCCGUUCCGAUGAUGGUGCGGAGAGCCGCGAUUGCCCAGGACUCGGCCUCGAAACCACUCUCUGCGAGGGAGCGUCCUGUUGUCGAUGGUCGGAUUGGUGCCAUUGGACUAUGUGUGAUCGAGAAUGUGGUGGCGGACAAAGCCUUCGAACCAGAACAUGCCUCUCUGAACAUGGUACUCCUGACGACAGUUGUCGCUGUGAAGGCCACGAUCGUGAGCAGAAGGAAUGCAACACACAACCAUGUACACCACAAUGCUCCUGGACCCAGUGGUGUGAAUGGAGCGCCUGUAGCACUCCGAACGAGUGCGAAAUUGGGAUUAAGAACAGGUCGCGGCAGUGUGUUGGAGAACCAGGAUGUCACUGCUUUGGACCGGCCGAGGAAAGCCAACAGUGUCGAGGACCGAAUCCGUGUGAAACCAAAGCGCCAUGCUAG
Ostertagia ostertagi is the source of this 843-nucleotide messenger RNA. The record is from the annotation of a GenBank genome assembly. Lineage: Eukaryota; Metazoa; Nematoda; Chromadorea; Rhabditida; Trichostrongylidae.